AAAACACCAGUUUUCGUCUAUCAUUCUGACCGUAGGAAGUUCAAGUCCAAAUCUAGAGAGAAAACCAAGCAAAUGGCGCGAUUCCUGCCCUUGGCCUUACUGGUCUUUUUGGCUUGUCGGACCUUUGGGGUACCCUCUAACGUGUUCGCUUAGACUUGCCAGCUCUUGAAGACGGUCUUCUCCACUAUUUCUUAAACAGCCACCAGUUGUGAAGGUCAAUGCGAGAGUAAGUUUAUCCGAGGAUCCUCGUGCCAAUGCAAUUCAAUGUGCUCUAAGUUUGGCGAUUGUUGUCCGGAUUACACGGACGUUUGCCUUUCUUGUCGUGGACGAUGUGGGGCCGCUUUCAUUCCCCAAAAGAAGUGCCAAUGUAAUACGAAAUGCCCCAAGUUUGGAAACUGUUGCGACGAUUUCACGGGCCUUUGUGGAACAAAUAAUAGAGCUACAAGUUCCUCGAAUAAAAAGAAGGGUAUGAGUAACCGAGACUUGAAACAGCUUUCUGAAAAGCUCUUUAAGUUGGCGGCAAAAAGUGGAAUCUCCUCCAAAGUCAGGAUGAGUAGUCAAGGGCUCACAAACAUGUGUAACACCACCGACAAAGCCUCACGAAACUUACUCACUACAAUGGACCAAAGUAUUUGGCAAUACCCAACCGUUGCUGCCUUGAAGAAGAUGUUUGACAACUACAACCCAGAUGUAACGGCCACUGAGGAUAACAACCCCCAAGAGCAAUCCGAAGAAACUAAAUUUCUAGGCUUGACCAUGGAAACAGACAUCAUGAAAGAGACUUACAAGACCUUGCUUGACAAAAACGUGAUCAAUGGAACCAUGAGAGAAUUUAGGACUUUGCUUCAGUCCUUGUGGUUCAAGGGAUAUGAUCGGGAUGGAACAAAGGCUAAAGUUAUUGGAUCAAGCGGGUUUGAACACGUAUUCAUGGGUGAAUCAAAGGGCGGGAAUGUUUCUGGCUUUCAUAACUGGCUCAAGUUUUUAGACGAGGAAAACAAGGGUCGCAUUGAUUAUCUUGGUCAUCUGGCUGACGCUCAAUUUAGAUCGAAUUUCCAAGGAAUCACCAACGUCUUCAAAUGGAAUGGCCAACUGAAGUGCAUCAGUUCCAUGUUAGUUGGAACACCUCCUGAAUUAGAUUUCGCCAUGUUUACCACCUGUUUCUUGGCCCGACGAGGCCGGAAAUGCUACCUCCGCUACAACGGCAAGGACUUUUAUAUCACGGCCCACGGCAUGAAAAUCAACGGCAAAGAUUACAUUGGAACUGCUUAUCCCGAUUUUCCAUAACUUCCAAUUACAUUAUUCAUACGAUUGUAACUAAAACCGCAUGUUGUCUUAUGCUAAUUUGAAAUUAAAAACUUUGGAAAGGUAA
Molecule: messenger RNA, 1369 nt
Organism: Tigriopus californicus
Lineage: Eukaryota; Metazoa; Arthropoda; Copepoda; Harpacticoida; Harpacticidae
Product: uridylate-specific endoribonuclease-like
Exons: 6
Coding region: 265-1284 (339 amino acids)
Biological process (GO): immune response
Molecular function (GO): polysaccharide binding; RNA endonuclease activity; scavenger receptor activity
Source: RefSeq, a predicted model, not a curated record